Phlebotomus argentipes is the source of this 5132-nucleotide messenger RNA. It is a transcript of the gene Mnn1, whose product is annotated as menin. Gene Ontology annotation, molecular function: chromatin binding; transcription cis-regulatory region binding; Y-form DNA binding. Gene Ontology annotation, cellular component: nucleus; histone methyltransferase complex; chromatin. Gene Ontology annotation, biological process: negative regulation of cell cycle; negative regulation of cell population proliferation; regulation of transcription by RNA polymerase II. Lineage: Eukaryota; Metazoa; Arthropoda; Insecta; Diptera; Psychodidae. The transcript has 3 exons. The record is from RefSeq and is a predicted model, not a curated record. Bases 142 to 2241 code for a protein of 699 amino acids.
UUUCGCCGUAAUACACACACUUUGCGUGAGAAAGAAAAAAAAGUUGUGUCGCGAGAUUAAUCAUUGUCAAUAAUUGCGUCGCUUUUUCCGAGGCUUGCAAUUGCAAUGGAUUGCAGUGGGGUGACUCAAUAGAGAGACACGAUGGCGUCAGUGUUGGGCGAGGAAGAGUCGCGGUUCUUCCCACUGCGCAGUGGGAAGGAUGUUGUGGAGCUUUUUCGACGCCAGCUGGAACGCACAGCUCCCGACCUCACGAUGCUGUCAAUUGUCACGGGCAUCAUUGAGAACACACUGACCCGCGGCGUGGAGGUGGCCGGUGUGACGGCGUCACCGGGCAGCGUGGAGGAGCUCAGCAAUUUCCCCGUGAUCCCCAUUGAGGCCGUGGAGCUGUUAUAUAAGAAGUUUAGGACCAUUCUCGCCACUGUGGAGGGCAAAUCCACCGGUCGGGCGUCUCGCCGGGAGUACGCGACGCGCGAAGUGAUCAAGAGGGUGUCGGAUGUCAUAUGGAACUCCCUGAUCAGGAGCUCCUACAAGGACCGCGCACACCUGCAGAGCCUGUACAGCUAUCUGGCACACAACAAGCUGGAUUGCUUCGGGGUGGCCUUCGCCGUGGUGGCAGGAUGUCAGAUGCUGGGCUACUCCGAUGUUCACCUGGCCAUUUCCGAGGACCACGCGUGGGUGGUGUUCGGACGCACUCAGGACGAGACGAUUGAAGUGACAUGGCAUGGGAAAGGCUUCGAGGACAAACGCGGGCAACCCGUGUCCGCGGGAGUGGAAUCGCAAUCCUGGCUCUAUCUCUGCGGCCACCCGGUAGUGUGCACGCGCCACAUGGAAGUGGUGGCUCUGGUGUUGGCCAUAAAUCCCUCCCUCAGCAUCACAAGUGCAUGCCUGGAAGUGACUGAGCUGCAGCAGCAACUUCUGUGGCUCCUGUACGACAUGGGCCACAUGGAGAAGUACCCGAUGGGUCUGGGUAGUCUCGGGGAGUUGGAGGAGAUGUGCCAGACGGACAAGCGGCCCGCCAGUGAGGAGCUAUACGAGGAGUCCGUGAGAUCUGCCCGUACGCACUACAAGAACUACCACGUGUAUCCCUACACAUAUCAGGGAGGCUACUACUACCGCAAGAAUCUCUACAAGAACGCCUUUGCGUCGUGGGCCAACGCUGGGGAUGUCAUCAGGAUGUACAUUUAUUCCCGUGACGAUGAGGAGAUUUAUAAGGAGUUGCUGGACAUUGCCAAUGAGCAGAUUCCUCUGGUAAUGAAGACAGAGAGUUCAGGACAUUCGGCACACAGUAUUUUGCGGGAUCCUCAGUGUUUUGCCAAUCUCUUGAGGUUCUACGAUGGCAUUUGCCAGUGGGAAGAGGGCAGUUUAACACCGAUUCUUCAUAUUGGCUGGGCAAAACCGCUGGUGAAUACCAUUUCCAAGUUUGACUACGACAUUCGGUCUCAGGUGACCAUAAAUUGUGCCAGUGACGACGACGAUGUGCAGUCAUCGCUUUCCAUAGUCAAUCGCAAAGAGGCUACCAAGCAUCACACGUACGAGGAGAGUGUGGAGGAGAAGCGGCGACGGGAUGGGAUGAACAACAACAUAGUAAUCCAUGGGAAGGAGGAUAAGAGUGCGGGAGAUGGUGUGAAGGGUUGCAAGGAAAAUGGGAGUGAGGAUGUGGCGAAGUUGCCGCCGACGCUGGAGGCUCUCACCGCUGCUUGCGGUGAGAAGAUUCUCAAUCCUGACUUUCUGCUGCAGGGCGGUGGACAGCCAUUCACGGAGACACAGCAGACGCCACCCGAAGGUGGGCAGAAGAGUGUUUCCGAGGCGAAAAUUGAGGAGACCAAGGCGCCGAAGGAGGAAGCCAAGCAGGAGAAAGAUGAGAGCAAGAGUGACAAGGAGGAGGCCAAACAAGAGGCUGAGGUGAAACCCUCAAGUGAUCCCGCGAAGGGUGAUGGACCAAAAUUCGAGCCCAAGGAUGACGAGGAGGAGUUGCGACCCAAGAGGCCCGUGAUAACACUCUACAGCCACAAGAUGAAGGGAUUGAAGGAUCUCCUGCUGGCGGAGAAGCUCAACACCCACGCCAUUUCACUGCAGGUCACGGCACAGAGCCAGGUGGGUGGCAAGAAGGUGAGGAGCGGCGUCUUGUCCUCUGGUGGCCAGGGCGGAAGCAAUUUCCUGCACUCUGUGUCACUCGGAGGAUCGAGUUGCGACAGUGAUCUUGGCGGAAGCUCGCGCCCCAAGAGAUCGAGACGUGAGUAGACAACUCUAUUUUCCCUUUUAAAAGGCUUUAAGUUUGUAUCAACACAGAAAAGGUGGUUUUGGCGAGACUCUUUGCGAUCAAGAGUGAUUUAUAUAUUUUCCUACUACUUCUCUAUUAAAAUUCCUGUGCAAUAGUGCCAUAAAGAUUGUGUUGAAUGGACCAUACAAAAGUGGGAAAAAUUAUUAUUUUUUUUUCUAAAUUUUUGACAUUCACUGCUAUAUGAAGAGUAUUAUACGUUGAGAUAUGCGGAAUUCGGGUCACAGAGAGUCUCGCCGGCGAAGAGUAAUCAGAAAGGCUUUUUCAAUUGAGAAGAGAAGACAAAUGAAAGGAGCAAAUCAAAAGUAUUUGUAGGAUGUUUUUUUUGCAAAUAUUAUUUUUCUUACAUGAUUUCCCAAGGAGAUCAGUAAAAAUAUUGUUUUAAACAAUACAACUAUAUACUUCCUAGAAUUGCCUAAAUAUUUUCUAGAAUUAUACGUUUUUUUUUUUUUAAUUUUAUUGCAUUAUUAUGUCAUAUUGUCUCCCUUUUAUUUAUUUAUCUGUUAUUCUUUUUAUCCUAUUAUUUACCUCGAUGUUUUAAACAUUGCUACAAGCCUGUAUACUGAGUAAAUAAAAUGCAAAUAGAAUGGAUUUGUAGUAAGAGAUGAAAAUGAUGAUUAUGAAGAAAUUGUUAUAAAAGAUAAAUGUUUGGUUUCUGUUGAAUGAGAGCUGAUAAAAGAUGGGGCGAGGGAAAAUGAAUAAUUGUUAUAAAGGAAAAGUGGUGAAGAAAUUGUUGAAAAAAUUUUAUUCGUUUUUUGUUUAUUUGUUGCAUUUAUCCAAGAUUCAAGAGAACUUAAAGAAAAAACAACACCUUUAAUUGAAUGAAGAAAACAAUACCGCAAAACACGUUAAAAGGAUUAAGUGGAGGAAAAUUGCGUGUGAGAAAAGUACAAAUUCCGUGGUUUCUUGUGUCUGUCGAGAAAAAAAAAUGCCAACAAGAACCAUUAGAAACUUAAAAGAAAAAUAUUGUUUAACUUAUUCAAAAAAAAAAAUGGAACAUGAACGAUGAUAAUAUGGAAAAAAAGCUUUUACUUUCUUGGAGGAAAUUGAGAAUUUUUCUAAUGAAAUUAAAGCAUUAAAUAAAUGGUCUACGCAGUGGACGGUAAAAAAUUUUUGAAACAAAUUUGCAAAGACGUGAGUGGACAAAAAGAAAUCAAAAGGGGUGCUAAAGAAUUUUUUGCUGAUAUUAAGAAGGUGAAAAUCAAUUCAAAAAAAACCUUACAAGAGCAAAGUACACGUCUAUAAAGAACAGGAAAAAUAUAUAUUUUGAGAAAUAAGAGUAAAAAGAAUCAAAUUGAGGGUUCAAAAUAUGGAAAAGAGACAAAUGCAAAAUUUUUAAGGAAAAAAAACACUUUUCUAUCGAGCAAUUGUAUACCUAAACUCUUUAGUGGAGGACUUAAUGCCGCACUUUAAAAAAUCUUGCUUUUUCAUCAUCUUGAGAUAUUUUUUCCUUCACAUUUCUUAUAUAAAACAUUCUCAACCUAUGCAUGCGUCUGACAUGUUCUUAAGAAGAACUGGGCGCAAUUGAGGUGCUUUAAUGUCUGCAAACCUAUACUUUCUCACGUAGUUUCUUGUAAGACAAUAAUUGAAUUUAAUAGCUUAUAGUUUUCCUAAAUAUCAGUCAUAGUUUUUUUUUGUUGCAAUUAUCAUAUUAAUGAAGCGCUUCUUAGUAUUUUAGCGAGGAACAUAAUUUAAAGUAAUGUAAUAGGUCUUUUUUUAAUUGAUAGCUUUUUUUCUAUUUAUAUUUUAUUAAUUCUUUCAAAUUACUGUGACAUUCAUGCAAAUGAUAUGAUAACUUAGAGCUUCUAUAUUUUCUGCACUGCAAGCAUUAUUAGUGGAUAGAUUUAUUUUUUGAGAGAAGGAAAAAGUGAAAAUAUUCCCUAAGAAUUGUUAUUUAUUUUCUAAGUUCUUCCUAUUCGCACUGAGCACAGUAUUUUUGUCCGUACAACAUGUAAAAACUUGUUUUUGUAACACUCUAAAACAGCGACAACGUAAAGUUUUUCUAUCUCUUUGUAAUCCAUGCCUCGGCAGAAUUAAUAAUAUAUUUAAAAAAAAAAUUGAAAAUGUGUUGAUGAGAGAAUAUCUCGAAAAAAAUUUGUUUGCUAUUUUAUGUAAAAGGAGAUGACAGAAAUAUUUAUGGAGAUAAAAUAUUUAAUCAUAAAGGCAAUGUUAUAUUAAAUUUCAAUAUUAGUUGAUCAGAAUUAAUGAAUAAUGAGAAAUAGACUCAGUAAUACAAUGGGAUUAUUUGAGAAAAUGACAAAGAAGCUAAGAAAUAUAUCCGUAAAAGAAGUUACACAGCGUCAAUAUUUACUGCAUAUUAAAGAAGAGAGAGAAGAAUAAUUCUUAGUAGAGGAAAAAAAAUAUUGUAUUCAAAGGUAUUUUAUCAGUGCAUCAAAUCUCCUUUUUGAAGAUGUAUCAUCCUAUAUUAGAAAUUUAGAGGCCUGUGAUGCAAAAAGAGCAAAAUGCAGAAUUUAAUGUAACCCUCUAGUCUAGAGUCUAGAGAGAAAGAGAGGGAGUAAUUGUUUUGGCGAUGACUUCUCUUCUACUCCCACUCCACUUCCUGUGUCUCUUCCUUUUCACACACAAGUACAGUAACAAGUUUCUAUUCAAUUAAAAAUAGUGAAAAUAUGCUUUUAAUUCACGUUACAAUUAAAUGCAAAUGAGCAAACAAUCCACAAAUAAAUAGAUGAAGAAAAAGUACACAAUAUUAGUAAGAGAAAAAAAAACUAGAGGACAAUUGUAGGCUACAAGAGAAAAUAAUCUUCUGAAGAAAAAUACAUGAAUUUUCUGUAAUUUGAUGUUAUACAAUUAAAAGAAAAUGAUUAUAGAUGUCAAAUAAAGAAAAUAUAAGCAA